This is a messenger RNA of Hepatospora eriocheir, 1182 nucleotides long. The record is from the annotation of a GenBank genome assembly. Lineage: Eukaryota; Fungi; Microsporidia; Hepatosporidae.
AUGCUUGAAAAAAUAAAAAAUCUUAGUUACUCAAACCUAAUUACAUGUGAAGAGUUUAAUCUAGUAUUUUCACAACUACCUAACAUAUUAAAAACAGAAAAGAAGUUUACUAACGAUAACCUUAAUAACGCUAUGAGUGUACAUUCUUAUUUUAGUUUAAUAGCCAUGAUUCCUUUGUAUCUUUUAAUAAAACAGUUUAGUAAGGCUCAAGUUAGAUUUAUUAUUACUGGAGUACCACUAGUAUGUACAUUGUUGGUUUAUUUUAGUAAAGAAAACUCUUUAAUGGCGGGAGGUGUAAUUUAUGCAUUAGUAUCACUAUUUGAUAAUUCAAAAAAUGUAAUUUCUAAAUUAGGCGUUGGAAAUGGUAGUUUUGAUUAUCAAAAUUACAUUUUUAAAGAUUUAAUUAAGAAAUUGUUAUCUUCUUGUGUUGGUUGGAUAUCACAGGAAUUAUUUGACAUAACUAAAGAAUUUAGCAUUAAUUAUUGUUAUACUUUAUUGGUUACAUCAGUAUGUUCAAUUAUAGUAUUUAUACAGCUAUUUGGUGAUAUUAAGCAACCAAAAUUUUCAUUAAAUAAUCUAUGGGAUACACUAAAGAAAAGUCAUAAGACGAUUGAUAAUAAACAAAAGCUUAUUCUUUUAUUAUCAACAAUCAAUAGUGCAAUUUAUACUGAUUGUCAGUUUAUUUAUUAUGAGUUGUUAUUAGAACUUAAAGAUGCUAAAAAUUCUAAAAAUCAAUCAUUCAAAAUUAUUGAAGUGAUUUAUUUGGGAAUUAAAAAAAUCAUUAAUAUUAUUUGUUUGAUAUUAAUAUUCCCAUUUCAGUUAAUUUUUAACAAUAUUGGAGAAAAAUAUUCAAAGAAAGUAAAUUUAACUAAUAAGAAUAAUAAUGAUAAUAAAAGUAAUAAUAUGAGUAAUACUGGUUACUUUCUAGGAUUAGUUAAGAUUUUAUCUAUUUUAUUUAUUUAUCUAUUAAGUUUUAAGUUUUUAGAGAGUUCAUUUGAAUUAAUUUUCUUAAGUUAUUGUUCUUUAUUGAUAAUUUCUAUCAUAAUAAUUAUAAAUACAUCUAAUAAGAACAUUAUUGAUAGCGGUUAUUUUUUUAUGAAUAUGUCAUCAAUGGGCAGUAGUGAAUUAUCAUUAUACUUCUUGAAGGAGUACAGUAUUGAUCAAAAAAAAGUGACCACUUGA